This is a messenger RNA of Drosophila willistoni, 1035 nucleotides long. RefSeq lists its product as uncharacterized. NCBI's taxonomy places the organism in Eukaryota, Metazoa, Arthropoda, Insecta, Diptera, Drosophilidae. The transcript has 3 exons. The coding region runs from base 77 to 1003 and encodes 308 amino acids. The record is from RefSeq and is a predicted model, not a curated record.
GUAAUGUAUGUUGGAUAUACAUUUUUAAAGUUCAAAAAUUGUUCGACUGCUAAACGUAUCAGACGUACUGAUUAAAAUGAGUGACAAAAAUCCUGUUUCUACUUUCCAAGAAAUUUGCCAAUCUAUGCGAGAACGUCCAAAGUAUACCUACACUCGAACUGAAGACGACGGCUUUACAUGCACAGUGAAGCUUCUUCAAUGGGAAGCCGAUGGGAAUGGAAGUUCCAAGCGCUAUGCCAAAAGUGCAGCUGCCCAGAAAAUAUUGGAAAACAUAACUCCUUAUACAGAAGAGAUUAGUAUUGAUGACAAGACACCUGUUUCAGUUCUAGAAGAAUGCUGCACUAAGGCUAAAUAUGGCUCACCUAUAUAUACAUGUAAGGAGGCUGAUAACGGAGAGUUUCUCUGCACUGCGAGGUUAAUUAAUAUGGAGAAGCCCUAUGGUACAGGAUAUGCGAAAACCAAACGCAGUGCAAAACAAUUAGCUGCAAGUGAUUUAAUAAAUACGAUUCAAAGCUCCUCAGGAUGGGAUAGUUCAAUUGUCAGUUUAAUGCGUAAAAUGACUGUCAAUUACAAAUCAAACGAGAUGGAUGAUAAUUUUAAGGAUCGCAAAAUUUCUAAAAUAAGUGUUGGCCAGAAUCUGUCAACUGAUAAAGACAACCACAAAGCGAUUUUCAACGCUUUUCACAAAGUUAAAAAAAGGGCCCCUAUGGACUUGGGAAAAGUAAAGCUCUGUGAUCGUCACGAUUACUUCAGAUUGUAUCCAGAAUCCCUUAAGGAAGAAGCUUUCAAAGUACUUGAGUCAAAUGUUGGCAGCGUAAAGGAAAGGGCUCUUAAUGUGCUAAGAGCUCUGAAGCUAACCCCAAGGAUUACCGAAUUGCCGGGUAAAAGUUCGGAAAAAACUUUUCUACUCGAACUGGACUGUGAUUACGAUUGUGUCUUCAUGGGAAGUAUAGCCCAUAUCUAUGCAGAAAUUCUGCAAUAUUUUCGUGACAUGCUUGUUUAACUAAAAAUAUCAAAAUAUUUUGCAUGCCAGAA